AUGGGCUCAAGCGUAAGCUGCUAUAUUACAUUGGAUUCAAACGAGAAAAUGUUUUACUGGACAGGUGAAGCCGUCAACGGUUAUGUAGUUUUAACAGUCGAUCGACCAUUGAAGACGAAAUCUAUCGAUGUUAAACUAAUCGGACAGCGUAUUAAUACUGAAGUCCACGGUUCGGGGAAAAAUAAGCACAUUGUAACAAGACAAAGGAAUUUCUAUGUUGAUUUCCAUCCUUUUGUGAUACAACCAGCACAUGGAAUAUCUUAUGAUCAAGAUGGAUAUUAUCUAGAACCAAAUACUUAUCAGUGGCCAUUUUCAUUGCAUCUGGUCAAAAAUUUACCUCCCAGCCUGUUUCGAGCCAAAAAGAAAAAGAUUACUACGUGGAUAAAUUAUUACGUGGCAGUUACUGUGGCUCGUUCGGGAUUGCAUCGAAAUGUUUGUGAAUUCGUUAAUAUUACGGUCGCACCCUUUGUUGGUAUACCACGACAUGUUUCGUCUGUCGAAAGGGUAGACGAGAAUAUCAGAGAUUUAUACAUACACGGGAUACUUUUACGUAAUUACUUACUGAUUGGUGAACCUUAUAUUCCUCUAGAACUUUAUAUUGACAAUCCAGGUAGAACAACUAUUAAAGAAGUUAUUGUUAAACUGGUACAGCUUCGUGAUUUAGGUGAUAAAAGUAGUACCGAAAUUAUUUUUGAAGAACUGUUACCAGGUAUUGAAGACUUUCAAAAUGACCACUUUUAUCAUACGGUUCAGAUUCCGAUGCUCUCGGCAACUGAGCUAUUUGCACCUUCAACAGUUUAUAAAUAUUCUGCAACACCUAGUGUGGUGUGGACCGUUAAUUAUGCACUCGAAAUGAUAUUUAAGACAAGAUUAUCUUUUACAAAUAUUACGCUCAUAUUUCCGCUAAUGGUUGUGAACGGCAGUCGCCCAUCACAUAUGUUAACUUCGCGACAUGUCUAA
Rotaria socialis is the source of this 960-nucleotide messenger RNA. The record is from the annotation of a GenBank genome assembly. Lineage: Eukaryota; Metazoa; Rotifera; Eurotatoria; Philodinida; Philodinidae.